AUGUCAUUCAGAGUCUCUUCUCCCCACAACGAAAGAAUAGCUAAAAUUAGCGAAAAAUUGAGCCAAGUACAAUCCAAUGCUAAUAAUGAUCGUUCUGCAAAAUUAGAUUAAGGCGAAUAAAGAAUUAAAUUGUUAGAAGAUUCAUACACUGAAUUCGAAGAAAAGCUUGAAAAAAAAGUCACAACUAUUAGAGAAACUAUUUAAAAACUCUCCAAGCUUGUUUAAGAAGAUAAGUUGAACAGAGAACAUCAUUUCGAGCAAAAACAAAAAGAAAUUGCUUCUCUUGAUCAAAAGCUUAGCUCUGCCAUCGAAAGUGAAAUUGCAUCAAGAAAAGAAGGUGAAAAUAAAAUUACUAGAGCCAUAGAUGAAAAGACAAGUGUUAUUAGAGAUGAAAUUUCAAGAGAAUCUAAAAUCAGAAAUGAAACUAUUGAAGAAAUCAACCGCAAGUUAGAAAUUGAAUUGCCCAAGCUCAGAGAUGAAGUUAAUAACGAAAAAGUUCAAAGAGAGGAAAUGGAUUAAAAUAUUAUGAAGAAGACCACUGAAGAACUUGUAAAACUCACUAACAUAAUAUAGUAAGAAAAGAAGGAUAGAGAAGAAAGCGAGUAAUCUAUAUUUGAUAUGUUGAAAGAAGUAGUACACCGUGUAAAGACUGAAAUCGAAAAUGAAAAGAAGAAUAGAGAAAUGACAGAAGAAACUCUUCUUGGUUUAUUAGAAGACACUUGCAACAAAUUAAAUGCUGCUGCCCUUGUUUGA
Messenger RNA from Tetrahymena thermophila SB210, 753 nucleotides. RefSeq names its product SF-assemblin/beta giardin protein. Gene Ontology annotation, molecular function: structural constituent of cytoskeleton. The record is from RefSeq and is a predicted model, not a curated record. The transcript is spliced from 5 exons. NCBI's taxonomy places the organism in Eukaryota, Ciliophora, Oligohymenophorea, Hymenostomatida, Tetrahymenidae.